Messenger RNA from Spirodela intermedia, 807 nucleotides. Lineage: Eukaryota; Viridiplantae; Streptophyta; Magnoliopsida; Alismatales; Araceae. The record is from the annotation of a GenBank genome assembly.
AUGGAGACAAAGGUUAGUGAAUCUUCCUCCUCUAGCCCAAGACAUUCAUUUGAAGUAAUUAAGGUAUGUUAAUACCUGCUUAAAAUUGUUAAGAGAUUUUGAUUUGAUGGAAUCAAUUUGUUCCAAUGGACAUUGUAUGUGGAACUUAUUCUACAUGGAAAGAAUCUGGAUCAUUACUUAACACAAUCCUCGCAAAGUAUUUACAACCCAGGAUAUUUUUGGUAGAAAGAAGAAGAAGCACUGAUUCAAUAUUGGAUGCUGGACAAUAUUUCACUAAAGAUGAGUGAUAGAUUCCUUUUUCUGAAAUCUAUGAAGGAAUUAUGAGACAAAGUUUGUUGUGUUCACUCUACUAAACAUGAUAAAUCCCAAAUUUAUAGAUUAGUAUAGACAUAUCUAACUUUGGUAUAGGGAACAUUGACGAUUCUAGAAUAUGCUUGUAAAUUGGUGUCCAUCUAGAGAGAAAUUGACCAUUAUAGACCAAUCAAGAACCGUGAUAUUCAAGAAAGAAAUUAUAUCAUGAAAGACAGGUUGUAUAAGUUUCUGAUGGGGCUAAAUUUAGACUAUGAGACUAUAGUAAAUCAAAUCCUUGCUCGAGAAGUAGUACCAAAUAUUGAAGAGGCAAUUACAUUAGCUAGACAAAAAGAAAAAACUAGAAAUUUGAGGAAUGAUUUAAAGACAAAAGAUAUGGUAUUUAGAGCUCUCAAGAAUAAAGAUACCUUUGGAUUUAAAAAAAGGGUGACAAACCACUAUAUUAUGAUAAAUUGCAUUUGGCUAAUGCUCAAAAUGAAGAUGGUGUUGAGCCCAUGA